Bactrocera oleae (olive fruit fly) is the source of this 1644-nucleotide messenger RNA. RefSeq lists its product as uncharacterized. The record is from RefSeq and is a predicted model, not a curated record. Lineage: Eukaryota; Metazoa; Arthropoda; Insecta; Diptera; Tephritidae. Gene Ontology annotation, cellular component: cytosol; membrane.
CACUUGGAUCGCAUAAAUAGUGACAAAUUAUUGUCUGAAUGUGUGUAGUAAGAUCUAAGUGGUCAUGCUGUUGUACAUUUGUUGUACUUUGUCAUCAAUGGCUUUAGCUGGCGUUUGGAAAUUUUCUAAACAGUUAUAUCGAAUCAAAACAAUUGUAAAAGCCGUUCGAAAAUGUUGUGCUCGGAAAGUAAAGCAAUAAUCUUCACCUCGUUUGCUUUAGGAAUGCUACUCUUUGUUACCGAGACCGAUGCAAACAAUUCGAGUUUGGGUAAUAUUGUCAAGAACCUAGUCACGAAUAUGGAACAGAGCACAGUUUGGGAUGAAAAUUUACAUUUCUCACUCAUCUUUGCCGAGUUUGUAAUUAAACAAAAGGUGCGUUUUUAUCAGCCAACACGUUUCGAGAGUCAACUUUAUGAGGAUAUUUUGAAACGCAUCACAACUUUUAGAGCCAGAUUUAUUGUUAAGAACGGUAUUGGUCGACUGGAUAAUCUGUUGCAGAAAAAUGUGAGAUUGAUUAAGCCUGCUGUGAUUGAAGAUCAAAUUAACACCGAGUUGGAAUAUAUAACGCUGAAGCGGACUUAUGGGAAGUUACAAAAUACUGGAUUUCCAAGCUCAACAUUGUCAGAUUAUUGCCUGCUACAUAUCAGCUCUUUAGAUGACUGUGAUGCAAUUGAGAAGCAAUGCCUUCAGGUGAUAAGCUCCAAUGCGCCCACAUAUGGUUAUCGUCGUAUGCAUCAAAUUUUAAUUCUUUAUGUGCUGAUGCAUCAUACCUGUGCACCGCAUUUGGGUCCACAAAUCGUCUAUGAAAUUUUGUCAACGCAACAUUGUUCGGAAGUUUAUCGUGAACAUCGGCUCCUAGCCGAGUCAUAUUCGCAAGCUCGUCGAGAUUUGUAUAUCGAACAAAGUGCUUUGUGCGGCCUUUUUGGCUUUAAGGAGUUUCUUAAUAAGGCGGAAGUGCGAAAAAUUGCCUCAUGGGAUAAGUUCGGCAUUUGCAAUUGUGUCGGCGAAAUAACGUUUUUCCAGGCUUCUAAUGAAGAGGACAUAUGCAAGUGUGGUGACCAUGCACACAGCGUGGCAUUGCUAUUUUAUGUGAAUGCUAUGUUGUUUUUGUAUUAAGCAAACAUAUACAUGUGGACAUUAGGGUGAGCCAAAUAUCGAAUUUAUGCGUUAAAAUGAAGCUAUAUACAGUGAAAAACAAACUCCCUGAAAGACAGGAACUUUAGUGUAAUUUUUAGGGGGUGUCGGAGAGCAUUCGAAGUUUCCUAUACAAAUAACAGGUAAAAAAUCUGUUUUCAACAAUACUAUAACUUUUGAGCUUUUUAGAAUACAUUUUUUUACAGUGAAGAUUCUUGUAGAGCAUAAGAUUUCCCAAUAAAUCAACUCCAUGGAGUAUUUUUUGAUUAAAAAUUUUCAUAUUUAACAAACAAACCUAGAUUCAAAUUUAAUAAAAUAACUUUAUUUUGGCUCACCCUAGUGUAUGUAUAUACAAGUAUGUACUUAUAUAAAAAGUUUUGCUGUUAAAUAACUCGUAUCUGGAGUGUGCUUUAUUAUGAAUAUUGAAUAUACGUAAAAUAUAUAAAUAUAAAUGUAUAUAAAGAAAUAUAUAUAAAAAUAUAUAUGUACAUUGUAUAUCUAAAUAAUGUA